AUGAGCAAUACACCCCUCCCAUCGUCAUUCGACGCACAUCCAGAAUUCUUUCAGGAAACAAAAUGGCAGAAAUUCACACGUCGCAUCAAAGAAGAACCUCUUAUCCCAAUAGGCUACGCCGCAACCAGCUACGCCCUCUGGCGCGCCUACAAAUCCAUGAAAGCUGGCGAUUCCAUCGAACUGAACCGCAUGUUCCGCGCGCGUAUAUACGGGCAUGCAUUUACCCUCUUCGCCAUUGUUGCGGGCGGCAUCUACUACGGGCAGGAACGCAGGCAGCGCAAGGAGUUCGAGAAGGCGCUGCAGCAGAAACAGGACCAGGAGAAGCGGGAUGCGUGGUUGAAGGAGUUGGAGAUACGGGAUAAGGAGGAUAAGAACUGGAGACAGAGACAUGCUGCUAUUGAAAUGGCGGCGAAGGAGGCGGAGAAGAAGCGGGGUUAG
This is a messenger RNA of Histoplasma mississippiense, 438 nucleotides long. Its product is annotated as mitochondrial hypoxia responsive domain protein. Gene Ontology annotation, biological process: mitochondrial respirasome assembly. The transcript is spliced from 3 exons. Gene Ontology annotation, cellular component: mitochondrion. Bases 1 to 438 code for a protein of 145 amino acids. The record is from RefSeq and is a predicted model, not a curated record. NCBI's taxonomy places the organism in Eukaryota, Fungi, Ascomycota, Eurotiomycetes, Onygenales, Ajellomycetaceae.